Messenger RNA from Tremella mesenterica DSM 1558, 975 nucleotides. RefSeq lists its product as uncharacterized. Gene Ontology annotation, molecular function: thiolester hydrolase activity; palmitoyl hydrolase activity. Lineage: Eukaryota; Fungi; Basidiomycota; Tremellomycetes; Tremellales; Tremellaceae. The record is from RefSeq and is a predicted model, not a curated record. The transcript is spliced from 6 exons. Gene Ontology annotation, cellular component: lysosome. Bases 1 to 975 code for a protein of 324 amino acids.
AUGAUCACCAGAUAUAUACCUUUUUCUUUUCUUCUAUUCAGCCCAAUAUGGAGCUUGAGCGUUCCACAACAACUCCCACUCCAACCUCCAAACCCCCCUCUUCCCCGUCCUUUGGUCAUAUGGCAUGGUCUAGGCGAUACGGCUUUCUCAGAAGGUAUAUCAGAGUUUAUACAAGGUAUAAAAGAAACAUAUCCUGGGAUAUACGUAUAUUCCGUUCAAAUACCUCAAGGGGGUAGUGAAGAUGACGAACGUAAAGCUGGGUUUUAUGGGAAUGCGGAAAAUCAAGCUGCUGAUGGUUGUAUUCAAUUAUCUUCUAUACCGGAAUUACAAAAUGGUUUUGACGCCAUGGGUUUUUCUCAAGGUGGUUUGUUUUUAAGAUGGUAUGUUCAGUAUUGUAAUGUCCCACCUGUGAGAAAUCUCAUCACUUUCGGAACACCUCAUUAUGGCAUAUCAGCCCUCAUCCCAUGUCCUACACCUCCAACACUUACUUGUUUAUUAGCCGCCCGAGCAGCACGUGCGGGGAUAUACCGACCUUGGGCACAAACUCAUCUUGUUCAAGCUGCUUAUUUCAGAGAUACGGAAAGGUUAGAAGAGUUCUACGAAGUGAACACCUUCUUGAGGGAUUUGAAUGGAGAAGGGGUAAAGGGUUCUGAAGGGGAGUUCAGGGAAGGGAAAUGGAAAGAAAGUGGAGGGAAGGGAUUAAGAGAGUUGGAACAUUUCAUAGCUAUCAUGUUUGAUGCUGAUCGAACCGUCUCACCAGCUCAAUCAGCCCACUUCGCAACCUACUCACCGGAAAACAAAACUCUAGUGGUACCGAUGGAACAACAAAACUUAUAUCAACAAGAUUGGAUCGGUCUUCGAGAAUUGGAUGAAACGGGGAGGUUGGUAUUGGAUCAUUGUCCUGGUGAACAUAUGGAUCUCGGAGGAGGUUGUGGACAUAGGAUGAUUAGAGAUUGGGUAGGUGGGCGUGUGUGA